Triplophysa dalaica is the source of this 2960-nucleotide messenger RNA. It is a transcript of the gene eefsec, whose product is annotated as eukaryotic elongation factor, selenocysteine-tRNA-specific. Lineage: Eukaryota; Metazoa; Chordata; Actinopteri; Cypriniformes; Nemacheilidae. Gene Ontology annotation, molecular function: translation elongation factor activity; GTP binding; GTPase activity. Gene Ontology annotation, biological process: selenocysteine incorporation. The transcript has 7 exons. The record is from RefSeq and is a predicted model, not a curated record. The coding region runs from base 256 to 1995 and encodes 579 amino acids.
UUACGUCAGGGUUUCAUUUUUAUCAGCGCAGGAAGAUCAGCUGUCAAAUAUUAGCAAAGUUUGUUGCUUGGCUUGCAGUACAAGUAAAUAUGCUUAUCGCGAAGUUUAAACCCUUAAAUCAGAAACUGAGGAUAUAUAGCUGAACUCCACACAGUUGAGGAAACUUGGUUUAUUAUUGAGCUGUCUAAUAUUGUGUAGUCGUCAGUAGUUCAAAGUCUGCGCACUCUCCUGCUACCCAACAGUCGGGCCGUAGCGAUGGCAGAUGCAGGUAACAGACCUAAAACGCUCAACUUUAACGUAGGUGUCCUCGGUCAUGUGGACAGCGGCAAAACGUCACUUGCCCGGGCAUUGAGCAGCACCGCAUCCACUGCAGCCUUCGACAAGAACCCUCAGUCCAAGGAACGGGGCAUCACUCUGGAUCUCGGGUUCAGUGCGUUCACUGUGCCUUUUCCCGAGCACCUGAGUCAAACCUGCGGGGACCGAAAAUAUGACAGUCUGCAGUUUACACUGGUGGACUGCCCGGGCCAUGCCUCCCUCAUACGCACCAUCAUCGGGGGUGCUCAGAUCAUCGAUCUGAUGAUGUUGGUGGUUGAUGUUGUCAAAGGCAUGCAAACGCAAACAGCAGAGUGCCUUCUGAUAGGCCAGCUCACCUGCUCCCAGAUGGUCGUCAUCCUCAACAAAAUAGACCUGUUGCCUAGUGACAAGAGACAGGGGGCAAUGGAUAAGAUGACCAAGAGAAUGCACAAAACUCUUGAGAACACUAGAUUUAAAGGCUGCCCUGUUAUUGCUGUGGCAGCUAAACCAGGUGGUCCUGAGGCCCCGGAUACAGAGGAGGCACAAGGAAUCUCUGAACUUAUAGAAUUGCUGAAGUCCCAGGCAUUCCUUCCUCAAAGAGAUCCAGCAGGUGCCCUUCUGAUGGCAGUAGAUCACUGCUUUUCCAUCCGUGGCCAGGGAACUGUCAUUACCGGCACCAUCCUGCAAGGGUCUGUCAACGUCAACGAUACUGUGGAGAUACCGGCUCUGAAGGUAACCCGCAAAGUAAAAUCUAUCCAGAUGUUCCGGAAACCAGUUCCCAGCGCCAUGCAAGGAGAUCGGGUUGGUGUGUGUGUGACGCAGUUUGACCCAAAACUAUUGGAACGAGGUGUAGUAUGCACACCAGGUUCCUUGCGAACUCUAUACGCUGCUGUCAUAUCUGUCCGAAAGAUCGAAUACUAUCGUGGAGUGCUAAGCAGCCGCGCCAAGUUCCACAUCACCGUUGGACACGAAACCGUCAUGGCGCGUAUUUCGUUCUUCCAUCGAGUGCCGCCUGAGAUUCAAAAUGGAGACUGUAUCCCUUCCUCUCAAAAGCAAUGCUUAGAUUUUUUCUCGUUUGAUUGGGAGUUUCACCACUUGGAUGAGUAUUUGACGUGUCCGGGAGAUGGUGAGAGGCAGGAGGUACAGCAAUGGGCGUUACUCGAGUUCGAACGGCCCGUCACGUGUCCGCCACUCUGCUUAGUAAUUGGCUCACGACUGGACUCGGAUAUUCAUGGCAACACAUGCAGGCUUGCCUUUCAUGGGAAGUUGUUGGAAGGGUUUGAAGACAAAAACUACAUGGAAACAGCACUGCCUCGACUUAAAAUUAGCAAAGACAAGCAGAAGGAAGGAGGAGUGGAACGGGUGACAGAUGACUACACUGUGAUUGGUCGGAACUUGUUUAAGAAGGAGACCAACCUUCAGCUCUUCGUGGGUUUAAAAGUUACACUGUCGACUGGAGAAACAGGGACCAUUGAAGGCGGCUUCGGCCAGAGCGGCAAGAUCAAAAUCCGGAUACCAGAGGGUCUGAAAGAAGAAACCAAGCAGCUUCUGUCCUCUUCCUCUAAGAAGAAGGGAAAGGGCGGGACCAAAAAUGAACCAUCCAAAUGUGAAGAAACCAAGCCUGAAUCUCAGCCUGUCACCAUUCACCUGAACUUCAAACGUUAUGUUUAUGACCCCCACAAAAAAAUGGUGCAAUCGUGACACUCAUAAUGAUCUUUCUGGGUGAGAUGAUUUGAGAAGAUCUGAAAGGGGAGGUUGCAGGAAUAAUCAUGUUCUGAGCAGAUGCUUAGUAUGAUGCUGAGCAUAUACUAGUAUAGAGUGAGUUGGCAACUCUUGUGUACGUUUUCUUUGUGCUAAGAGAUUCUUUUCUUAACUUUUAAUUUCAUUAUUCUUUUAUGUAAGGAAUAACAACAAUCAACAACAAUGUAAAGGGAUGUUCCUUCAGUACACACCAUCCUAUUCAAAGUCAUGCUGUCAUGCUAAUUUGCUAAUAAAAGCUAUAUUAGCUAAACUUGUGGAUUAGAAUUUAUUAUAAUAUCUAAAUGAGAGGAUUUGUAAGCAUAGUGAAAGGGGUUAGGCAAAUGUGCUGUAUGUUUAGGCAAAUAUUUAUCUGGCAAGUUACUUUCCACAUAGUCGUGGAAGUCGCGGCCCUAAUAGUUAGACAGUCGGACUCGUGACCAGAUCGUGACCAGAAGGUUGCCAGUUUGAUUCUCAGGGCCGGCGAGUAAGGACUGAGGUGCCCUUGAGCAAGGCACCUUAGGCCUUCUUGCUCCCCGGGCGCUGCAGUGAUGUACGUGUGUUCACGACUUGCUGUUCAUGUGUUCAUCACUCUCUGGAUGGGUUAAAUGCAGAGAUCACAUUUCGGGUAUGGGUCACCAUAUCUGACAAAUAGGUCAGUUUCACUUAACAAUUAUAAAUAUCAAUUUUUCCGUUCUACAACUCUUUGUGCGUGUGUGUGUCAUUGGGUCCGUUCUGAAUGUGGAAAUGUUUCUAAAUUUUUAAGCCAAUUAAAAAGGAAAAAGAGAAACAAAAAAAAAGAAAAGGGUGACUAAUAACCCAUACAACAAUAUUUUCAUUGUUUGUCAUUUUACAUUACAGAUUUGCAUAUCUAUUUCUGUUUCAUUAUGCCAAACUGUACUAAAAUACUAAAUUCCAUCUGUACUAUA